CUGUGAGAGCGGUGGAAGGGUGCAGAGUGUGACACACCGGGGUGUACGGUCCAUGCCGGGCGGAGGAGACCGGACACAGGAGCGGCCCUGACACCACCGGACUGACCGUCUACUCCGAACUCAGCCCGCACCGGACCCCUGCACUUGGGCUGUGCUCCGGGAAUGGAAGCGGAGAAGAUGGACGAGAAUGAAUGGAGUUACCACGGGGAGGGGAACAAAAGCCUGGUGGUGGCGCACUCACAGAGAUGUGUGGUCUUGAGGUUCCUGAAGUUCCUUCCAAACAGAAAUCUGAUGACAGAAGAAGUUUAUCAGCAUUUGCACAAUAUUCUAGAUUUUGGCAAACACAUAAUGAAGCAGUUUUUAGGGGAAAACUAUGUUCACCAUGGAGAUGUAGUGAAAUUACCCUUGGAUUUUCUCAAACGCCUCUGUCUGAAGGUGCAGUCCGAAAGACCAGAGUCUCGAUGCAAAAAAGAUAUGGACGUCAGUGGGUAUGCCAUGUGCCUUCCUGACCUCACCCGUUUGCAGACUUUCCCUUUUGUCGAGCACAGGCCGAUAUUUUGCAUAGAGAUUAAGCCCAAAUGUGGAUUUAUCCCCUCUUCAGCCCAUAUCACGAAGGAGAUAAAGAAGAAGACGUGUCGCUACUGUAUGCAUCAGCAUCUGAAGGUUGCCAAAGGAAAAUGGAAGCGGAUCAGCAAAUACUGCCCUUUGGAUCUCUUCUCGGGCGAUAAGCAGAGGAUGCAUUUUGCCUUGAUGAGUUUACUCCAGGAGUCUCAGAACAACUUAAAAAUCUUCAAGAAUGGAGAAUUAAUCUAUGGCUGCCGGGAUGACCAGGAGUACCUCUCAGACCUGAACGAGCUCGCUCGCCAAUUGCGGCCAUUUUUCUUCCCUGCUAGUGGAUUGGUCGGUGUGCCUCAGAGCACAAAAAAUGUCCUGAAAGAACUGAUUCACGUGCUGACCACCACGCUGCUAAGUACCAGUGCGGACACCGGGCGAGCCGGGAACAUGAAGCCCAUCCCAGUGUCACAGGGAAGGAAUUACUGCGAAGCGAGUCACUUCUGUACAGAGUAUCUGAGAAGUGGUAAACACAAGAUGGAGAGCACGGGGUUACCUAAAGGUUGCAUCUUGUAUAAGAUGCUCCAGGCUCAGAUGCUGGACAUGCUGGACAUUGAAGGGCUUCAUCCUUUGUAUAAGAGGGUAGAGAAGUAUCUGGAAGAGUGCCCCGAGGAGAGAAGUACUUUACUAUUGGAUGGACCGUAUGAUGAAACCUUCUUUGAGAGGCUAAAGGAUCUGUCACUGGAAGAUGAUGGCAGUGUGGAGUAUGCAGUAACUAAGAUUCAGCAGUAUCGAGUCGCCAUGACGGCCAAGGACUGUUCAGUAAUGAUCGCCCUCUCCCCCGCAGUUCCGGAGGAAUGCUUUGAGUCAAGACCUCUUAUAAAAGCCUCAAGAUCCAGCUUCAUGUAUUCCGUUUCCAUCCUGGACUUGGACCUAAAGCCCUAUGAGAACAUACCGUACCAGUACAAGCGGGACAGUAAGAUUGUGAACCAUUACCUGAAGAGCAUGCAGACUCGGGAGGAGCCGAGCACAUCACUCAUCUUUCCUGAGAGUGAAGACUGCACCCUGCUCCUGCACCAAGUAUAGUUCAGCCAUGGUCUUUAUUAGCGGUGAAUGCUGCUGCGUCAUGCUGUCACGUUGGCGCUCUGCCUCGCAUGCCGGAUCAGCAAGACGCACUCUUUUUUUUUUUUUUUUGUAAUGCGGAGGCCAUGCUUAUUCAUCUUGACGUGUGAAUUUCUGAGAACCAUGACCAGGAACGGCUCAUUGCUGCACGGUGCACACUGUAUAUAAAGCCUUCGCCUCUGGUGGUUUGAUACCUGAAGAAAAAAACUACAACCUAUUUGUAAAGUUUAUAAAGAUAAGAAAACCUUUUCAUACCGAGGAAGGACGAGCUGCCAUUAGACAAAUCCUGGUCCUUUGCAUUCAUUCUGCUGCUUUCAUAUAGAGUGCCUAAGGGGAGGUCCAGGCAUACCUCGAAAAACUGAGCCUUAUGCAAAGGUCCGUGCUGUAUCAGGGUAAUGACACGUAGGACUCUUCACAGGCUGCGGUUUUAUACAAUGUGCAAUGAAAACAGAUUGGAUUUCCUUAAUGUGUAUAGGCUGUAGAAGCCAUUUUUUUAUUUUUUUUUAUUUUCAAUUCCAGAAAUGGUUUUUGUCUGCGAACGUCCUAUGAAGAAGUGAAGAAACCCGGACUGCGUCCAUGAACCCCUUUCAUUGUUCUUCCAGUCCCAAUAUGUGUUUUGUUCUUUACUAGGAAAGAAUUUAUUAGGUGUCUAUGUAAGUUUACUGGAAAGUCCCUCGGCAUUGACGCUGCCAGAGGUAAAGUCUUAGCAUAUUUUAAGUUCAUGACCCCCCAAUGAAUUGUAUGUGGGAACAAUGAAUUCACACACUGUUCCAUUUUCUCGUGAGGCAGCAAUGAGCCUUAUAUUGGUUGCUAAUACCUCAUACCUCUGAACUAGACAGUGACGUCUUCAUUCUUAUAUCAGGGGGGUAGCUGCAAACUUUCCCAUGAUGCAUUGUAAUGUAGACAUGUAUUCUGCCGUCCUGUUAGGUCAGGGUUUCCCAACCAGGGUGCCUCCAGC
This is a messenger RNA of Hyla sarda, 2632 nucleotides long. It is a transcript of the gene IPPK, whose product is annotated as inositol-pentakisphosphate 2-kinase. Lineage: Eukaryota; Metazoa; Chordata; Amphibia; Anura; Hylidae. The coding region runs from base 163 to 1638 and encodes 491 amino acids. The transcript is spliced from 14 exons. Gene Ontology annotation, biological process: inositol phosphate biosynthetic process. Gene Ontology annotation, molecular function: inositol-1,3,4,5,6-pentakisphosphate 2-kinase activity; ATP binding. The record is from RefSeq and is a predicted model, not a curated record. Gene Ontology annotation, cellular component: nucleus.